UUCGCCUUAAAUUGCACGCACUGGUAUCGCGGUAAACCAUAAUUUAACUGUGAUCACUUUUGGAUGACGCUUCGGUUUAUCUUCAGAGAUUCGACCCUUCGACGGAGUGCAACUGUCAUGAAAUCUGGACAACUUCCCCGGAUUCUUUUGUUUUCUUUGUGAUUAUCUCUAAUUAUUGCAGCAUUUUAUGCUCUAAUGGAUUAUCUUCUUGUUGUGAUAUCGUCGGCACUGAAAAGAAUGACGGGUCAUAGUUCGAGAGAUGCUAGCCGCGCCUUCCCCAUGUGGAUACUAUUUCUUGCAUUGACUUUGCUGGGGACGCAGGGAUCGGCUGAGCUCGGGAAAAAAAAGAUGGGCAAUGACAUCGGACGAUGCCGAGCAAAAUGUGUUGAAAAGUAUGUGUUUUCUCCUGCUACGAAUGGUAAAUGCGAACUUAGCGAGUGCAAACCGUGCUGGAAAACAUGUUACUACAUCUACAAAGACAAUGAAGUUUGGAAACAGAUGUGUCCCGAAGCCAUAUUAUGCGGAAAGGGAUGUCGUUUCGCAUGCAAAUUCCACGGGACGGCUACGGAGGCCACAGAUCCAAUGGAUGCAAAAUUCACUUCUCCACCGAACAUAACCACAGAGCUUAGGAAGAAGAUGAAAUACUCGAUAAAGUGGACGGCACCAACAUAUACUGACGGGAGGAGCGCUUCUGAUAAUACUAUAUACUCUUUACUCAAACGGCAUUGGAAGAAGGCACGGACUACUGGUCAAUAUCCGUGGCAGAUAAUUGCACAAACAAUCACCCCAGAAUUAGAAUUCAGUCUUCGGCAGCGAGGGAAAGAAUUUGAAGAAUUCAAACUGAUAGCCAUCAGCGAAAAAGGAAAAAUAGCCGAGAUAGUCUUCAAACCAAAGAUGGAUGCGCCGAUGAACAUGGUGGAGCCUACAUCUGGUUACAAACUUGAUAAUGGGAGCACCACACCAAAUGAAAGCAGCAAUAUAGAAGUUGGCUCAAUAAUUCCGCUGACCAAGGCCCCGCCACUAAAACUAAACGUAACGCAGACUUUGACCACGGACAACGGGACGAUCAGGAUGAUCCUGACCUGGCCAGCAGUGGCAGAGAUGUUCACGGUCACUUGGGGGUUGCUCUCUUGCAAAGCCUACAAGGAUAUGAAGCUGCCUGAUUGCGACAAGGUCCCCGAUUUCUACAGCGUACUCGUUUGGAAAAAGGAGAAAAACCAGCAGCAGAUAAUCUUUUCUCUGGAUGGCCUCACAUUCAACUCCCAUUACUUCUUAGACAUCCUUCCCGACGAAAAGUCAGGAUACCAAAUAGCAGAUCGGAUGGACAUCUGGACUCCAGUAUGUCACGUACUAGAUGACACAUUCACAAGAUGCCUAACCCUGCAGGAUAGCGCUGAUAGGCGUCGAAGACGAAGACGAAAAAAACGUAAACGUAAGCGUAAAAAGCUUGCUCCGAGCUACACCUGGCCUCUACACGGGAAUCUCCACUACGAUACAUAUUCCAAUAAGUUCGUCGCUGUCAUCAACUGGGAUGACCCCUUCAACUACACAGGAAAGUACCAGGUAUUCUGGCAGAAGUGGAAGUUCUCGGACGACAACGAAACGAAGGGAGAAGCAGAGGGUUUCGCAGCCAAUAUUGAUGAAACGGAGUAUUCUACUGCUGAGAUUAAAUUGGAAGCAAACAGUGCCUACAUCAUCGAGGCAAAAACAUCGGAGCAAAUAGACAUAGGAGAUGGCAGGCCAAGAUAUCUCUUUAGUCAAAAGUUGAGGAUCAAUACUACCGAUGGAGAGCAACUCAAACUGGCCGCUGCUCCCUCUCAUGGUACAGUCCAGCCUGUAAAACAACAAAAAGUUGAAAAUUCGAGAACGGACGUAAUCGCAAUUGCGGUUGUUUCAGCAAUAGGAAUAUUUGUGUUAGUGGUCGGAAUAAUCUUGUGGAAAAGAUGCCGUUCCGAGAUAGCUAUUGAGAAGAAGGUCGUGGCCAGUAGUAACAGUUAUAAAUCCGCAUUUGGAGAAGACAAGAGCCGAGAACGGAUGGACCCGCUCCUUACGGUUCGCGAUGAAUGGGAGCUGGACCACUGUGACAUCAAGUUCGGCAGUAUGUUAGGCCAGGGUGCCUUUGGCAAAGUUAUGACGGGCGUCUGUGAUGACCAGAAAGUUGCCAUCAAGGUAUUGAAAGAUAAUGCCCCGUUGUCCUACAGAGAAGACUUCAUAGCGGAGAUAACCCUGAUGAAGAAGCUAGGCGUUCAUCCCCACAUUGUUGCCCUCAUUGGGGCCUGCACCAUCGCUGAACCCUUAGCCUUAGUGCUGGAGUACAUGCCUCAUGGAAACCUCCAGAACUUCUUAAAGAAAUGUCGCCUUGAGGGCUACAUCCACCAGAACUCUGAAGGGAUACAGGAACUGCAAUAUCGAGAGCUGACGGAAAGUGGCGAAGAUAUCACUUGGAACAUAACGCCUUCCGAUAUGCUGUCAUUCGCUAGACAAGUGGCAUUGGCAAUGGAGUACAUCGCCGACAAGCAAUUCGUGCACAGAGAUUUGGCAGCGAGAAACGUCUUAGUCGGCCCAGACAAGCUUGUCAAACUCUGUGACUUUGGCUUAUCACGAGAUGUCUACGGAACGUGCGAGUAUCAUAAGAUCACGAGCGGCAAGCUGCCCCUGAAGUGGAUGGCUCUAGAGUCUCUCCGGGACAGAAUAUUCACCAUACAGUCAGACGUGUGGAGCUUUGGUAUUUUACUUUGGGAAAUCGUGACGAUGGGUGGUUCACCGUACCCAAGUAUUGCCUUGGCCGAUCUCUACGUAGUUUUGUGUAAUGGCUACAGGAUGGAUAGUCCAAGCAACUGCUCUCCUGAAGUGUAUGACAUCAUGCAUCGAUGUUGGGCAGAAAACCCGGCCAACCGGCCAACCUUUACGGACCUGCGGGAAAGUCUCGAUCUCCUCUUGGGACGAGAGCUGAACUACCUUCAGCUCGACAACAUCGACGUGCCAAUACAACCCUCAUCGAAUUCCAGUGGUAUGACACCGCCAGGGUGCUUAACUGUGGAUGACCUUGAAAUGAUACCCUUUGCAGACAGGGAAUUGGAGACCGUGCCUCUCACGAGUAGCUCAGAGGUUUUGACUCUCCCGAAUGGUGAUGUUGACCAGUUGUCAAGCAGUCACACAUCGGGAUAUUUAGAAGCGAAACCAUCGGGUUAUCUUGAGGCCAAGCCGGGUCUUGGUUUGAAUGGAUUGAAUGGCUUGAAUCAGGGUAUGUUCACGGAUGUAGUGUGAUCAAAGUAUCGUGGACAGUUUCUGCAAACCAUUGACUUGAGGAUGAUAGCUAGAUUCUACUUAGUUAACGUCCAAACUGGGAUAGGCCGCGUAUACAGUGAGUUACUUGGAUAAGUUACACUUCUGGAUAUUAUACUCUGUGUGAAGCCAUGUAGUGAGAUUUUUGUGAUAUGUUACUUUUACCGUGUGGCUUUGGCUUAGUGGCCAGUAUCGAAAGGAAUUAUGGAGAUUAGCGAUAAAUGAGCAAUAUGUUUCAAGUUAGUGUGAGCCUCAGGUUGGUGGAUGACAUUGAUUCCGGGUCAGGUGGAGCUCAGGAUGAAUUGGUGUCUACGAUGUUCACGCCAUUUUUUCCGCAUCGAAAUGGAUGUGCCUCUCUGGCCGAAAUGGGGAGCUGCGACGAGUGACCAAAGAGUGGACUUGGCCAGAGCCAAGUACGUGACGUUAGAUUAUUCAAAAUGUGCCAAUAGAAGGCAGCCUUCUGCUAUUGUUUUCGAACAAGCGCUUCUGGACAUUUUAAAACAGGGUGUUUUGUUUGGAAAAAUAUGUUCGAAAAGACAUACCUGUGUAUAAAAUCAGAAUAUUGUACUUUGGUACACCCGAAUCCUGCAAUCACUUUGGUGUGCAAUAUGUUGGAGGAGUGUUCAAACAUUGGCAGUUCGAAGGUGAAGAUAUCAGUGAAUUUGAGGGAUUUUUUGGAGAAAUUAACGAAAUGAGAAUUAGCGAACGAACUUGUAUAUCAGUGCGUCAGUGAUUCAACACCUUUUUACAAGACGCUCUAGUCAUUUUCUGUUUUAAAUAUUCUUAUACAUGCUUAGCCAUUGCAUUGAUGCUAAUGUGACAUUGCUCGGCAUGUUAGCACAAUGCUUGAUAUAGUUUGAUGCGGAAUUGUGCUACUCCAGCGAUUUGAUCAGUGUUGCCAUCUUUCAUAGCAAAAAUAAGUCCCCUGCUAAGAAUCAAUAGGUAGGUUGCGCAACCAUUAUGAAAAGCUACGAGUAUGUAAAUGUACUUUAUUGACGACCUAUUUUGAAAAUCUCCCCGAUUUCCUCGUACCAUUAGGUGUUGAUUCACGAGUGGGUAGAUGAUCCAGUAUAUGGCUUGAUGAUGCCACAGACCUUCGUGGUUCGUACUUCGUCGUCUUUAGCAGUUCCGAAAGCUGCUUACUAUUUUCUUUGGUCGUCAGUAAGCGGGGAACUCAUUGGACAAACAUGAAAUGUAGAAAGCGAAAGGUCAUGUCAUAUCAAGGGUGAGCUACCGAUAGAUGUUAACAUUUAUAAUUUAGGCCUUAGUAGUUGCAUUUUUAUUUGUGGCAAUAUUGUACGUGUCUGGUCAGUUAGUUUUGGGUCGAACCCGCCAAGUGUUGCCUAUAACAAAUAGCAUUAAGUAAAGCCUUGAAUUUCUAUGUAAACAAGCUUAGCUUGUGGCUAAUAUCGGCAGCAUUUUCUUUAAUAUUAUCAUGCGUUUAUAUAAAGGCAAAAGGUGGCGGUGUCCACGAAACAGUUCCACCAUUUUCAUUUGCCAUGUUUACCAAUAAUAUAUUAGAACGGUUUUUUGUACCAAUUUAGGAGUUGCUAUACCGUACCGUGUCUGUGUGAUGUGUACUAUAUAAUAUGUCAUCAUCAUCUGACCCAGUGUUCAUCAAUUACAUUUCGCGUUAAACCCCUAAAACAUGUAUCACUCGGCUAGGUUUUUUUCUGAAAGCAUAUUUACAAUAUUUUAAAGUCUGUUGAAGAAAUAUGAUGUGCAAAUACAGUUUGUUGAUUUUCAAGUUUUCGACCUUUUUCAAGUCACUGCAAAGCUUUUUAUUUUUGCUGUCUUUAUAUCUACUCAUUUCGGACUUCUUUAAAAAUAGUUUGGGGACGUUUUAGAAUGAAUAAGGUGUUUUGUUACUGUAAAGUCAUUAUGGUACAUGUCAGCAUCGCACGAUGAUUACGAGUACAUUAUGCAAUCUUAUUUGCCGCACAAAUUUUGUUAUUUUUUACAUGCAAAUAGUCGCACAUCGGAGAGUCAUAUCUGGGUUGAGUCCUUUCCCGAGACUUUUCUAUACAGUCUACGUCAUUAAACGGAUUGUACUGUCGGGAAAACAUCUUGUGAAAAGGAAAUACCUGCAGUAUAUCAUGAUAAAUAGAUAUUACCGCAUAAAUGUACAGCUAGCUCUGCUAUUAUAGAUGCCCGACGUAGACGAUAUGAGGGCAAUGUGCGGUCGUCCAUUUAUGGAGUUAUAGCCUAUAUUUAUGGUGUUUGUCAUGAUGUUGAUGCUGCCAUGUUACAAUAUACUAAAUGUUAAAAUCUUAAAGAAUAUUCUGGAGUUAAACCAUUGUGUUAUAUUUCGAAAGGGGAUUUGAAGCUAGCAUAAUAAUUGAGGAAGUUAUUUCAGUAAGUUGAAAAAUCGUGUAAGUGCCAAAGAAGGGAUCGUAACAUUACCUUUGAUAUUGAGUUGCCUUGUCCUUCUUUCAGUUAAUCGGUUACCCAAACUUGUGCAAUAACUAAUCAUUGGUCUAAUAGUAGCCUGUUUUGAACUUGCUGGAUGUACUGGGUCAGGCAUGCAUUAUUUUUCUAGACCUAAAUAUCAAAUAUAUCAAUAUGUGUGUCUAAAAUAUAUUCACGUGACCUUAGACAUCGAAGCUCAUAUUCAAUGGUAAAUAACUCCAAUAACUACGGUGUAAUGAUAUGUUUGAAAAGUCUUGGUUCAUUUUAAGUUACUUUAAAAUGGAAAUUUACAACCCUUUGCUGAGGUUAUCUUUUUAGAAUUUCAGUUGCUCAUAUUAUCCACCAUCUUUUGAUGUCACGAAAAUUUGUUUUUGGGGCAACGACAGAAAAAUGUAUUAUUUUUCAAGUUUGAAUCUCGAUGUCAUUUUCUGCGCAGUCGUCUGAGGAUGCAUUUGCAGUUGUUCGAGAUCUUCAUUUACCAUGCAUUUAUAAAUUUGUAAGUUUCAAAGUCUGUUUAUAUGUGCUAAUAUUGUUGGUUUGCAGUGAAAGGGGGUCCCCAGGUCACUCUGCCAAUCGCCUCGAUCUAGACCUGCCAGUAGCCCUGAUUUCAAAUACCAAAAUAUUAACGAGGUGAUAUUGUGGGACAGGGUUAUAUGGGACCCGUUGUUGGAACAACACAGAGACACGUGAAUUUGGGACCAAGUUAAGGAAACUAUACCAUAACUAUACUGUGUAUACUUAUAUGACUAAACGUCGUCUUGCGUUGGUUUUCUAAAAUUUGUUAUAAUUUGUGCCCUUGUGUACGCGUGCCGUUGUCACUGUCUGAGUAGGCCUAGUUUCUGUAUACGAUUUGUGGGCUGACAGAAUCUGCCGAUCUGGGUAGAACAUCAGAAGUAAAUCAUCGGAUUUUUCAUAAGCAAAGUUAAGGACAACUGAAUCACUUUGACCCUUCAAUUAUUCCGUGUCGUCCUUUCACGACUGUGAUCCCAAAUAAUGAAUGUCAAGAUUCUAGAACGUUUUUUAAGUUCUUGAUUCGAUAUGAUUUUCUCACUCUUGGUUAGAAAUAUUUGACUCAUGAUACAGAUAUGUAGAAAUCGAGGAAAUAUAAGAUAAAACUACAUCCGAUGAAUAUCAAAAUUUCGCGCGAUGGUUAUUCAUCAAAUAAGGCUGAAGUAUACUUGUGGCAAAUUAGUGAGGAAAAGUCAUUGUGGCCAAGCUUGUGAUGUUUGUAAUUUUGAUGGGUUUAUAAGUUGUGAAAUUACGAACUCGGCCAACCUGUAGAUAAUUCCCUCAUUUCGUUGUUAAUAUUCCUUGAUGAGGCAAACAAUAAAUAGACUGUACAUAGUAUAUAAUGUAUAUAAAUAAAACAAGGGAAAUAUAUCGAUAGGAGGAGUAGAAAGCAAGGAAGUGACAAAUGUGUCUUAUACGAACCACUACGGCUUGGUCCAUUCUCAUUUUCCAGUAUCUGAACAAAACGCACAUUGUGAGAAAAAACAUUGAUUUAUUUCAAUGGGAAUAAUCAAGGAUAGCAAAAGCAUACAUUUUUAAAUUCAAACUAAAACACAUUGAGUCCACAUUUCGUACUCCUCCUCCCGUAUACAUUUCAAGCGGUUCUACGAGUUUCCCAAUGAAGCUAGCCGCAACAUCAACUGUUAAUGUUAUUUCCACACGUUACAUUGUUGCAUGUUUGUAAAAAAUAAAAUGAUAUUGGUUAUUUUGCAAA
Messenger RNA from Lineus longissimus, 7417 nucleotides. RefSeq lists its product as uncharacterized. Gene Ontology annotation, biological process: cell surface receptor protein tyrosine kinase signaling pathway; multicellular organism development; positive regulation of kinase activity. The record is from RefSeq and is a predicted model, not a curated record. The coding region runs from base 196 to 3267 and encodes 1023 amino acids. Gene Ontology annotation, cellular component: signaling receptor complex; plasma membrane. The transcript is spliced from 18 exons. Gene Ontology annotation, molecular function: ATP binding; transmembrane receptor protein tyrosine kinase activity. Lineage: Eukaryota; Metazoa; Nemertea; Pilidiophora; Heteronemertea; Lineidae.